AAAACUCAGCUUUCCCACCCAUCCAAGAAACACAAUACUUUCCCUUCUGUUACAAGAAAAAAAAAAGACCGGAAAAAGGAGCAAAAAAUGGCAACCAUCGGAGAGACGAAAACCGAUUCGACCAACGUUGAGACGAAAACCGAGUCAACUAAUGGAGAGCAAGUGAGCCGGCACCAAGAGGUUGGCCACAAGAGUCUUUUGCAAAGUGAUGCUCUAUAUCAGUAUAUUCUUGAAACAAGUGUGUAUCCAAGAGAGCCUGAACCCAUGAAGGAGCUUAGAGAGGUAACGGCAAAACAUCCAUGGAAUAUCAUGACAACAUCAGCCGAUGAAGGACAAUUUAUAAACAUGUUACUGAAAUUAGUGAAUGCUAAGAACACCAUGGAGAUCGGGGUUUUCACGGGUUACUCUCUUCUCGCCACCGCCCUUGCUCUUCCCGAUGAUGGCAAGAUUUUGGCGAUGGAUAUAAAUAGAGAAAAUUACGAAGUGGGACUUCCAAUUAUAGAAAAGGCCGGAGUUGCCCACAAAAUCGACUUCAAAGAAGGCCCAGCCUUGCCCGUCCUUGAUCAAAUGAUCGCCGAUGGAAAAUAUCAUGGGACAUUUGAUUUCAUAUUUGUGGACGCUGAUAAGGACAACUACAUUAACUACCAUAAACGGUUGAUUGAUUUGGUCAAGAUAGGUGGGUUGAUUGGUUACGAUAACACCCUAUGGAAUGGAUCUGUUGUGGCACCCGCGGAUGCACCGAUGAGAAAGUAUGUCCGAUAUUACCGAGAUUUCGUGUUAGAGCUUAACAAAGCGUUAGCCGCUGAUCCAAGGAUAGAAAUAUGCAUGCUUCCUGUUGGUGAUGGAAUUACCCUAUGUCGUCGGAUCAACUGAAUACAUAUUAUGAUGUUAUAAUGGGCCACCAAACUUAGUGGGAUAUAUGUUGUGGGUGGGCCCAAUAUAAAGAAGAGCAUAUGUUUUAUUCUUCAAUUUCUUAAUUAUUGUGUUUUCAGUCAAAUAUACUACAAAAUGAAUUACUAUGUGGUCCCAUUUCUUUA
This is a messenger RNA of Helianthus annuus (common sunflower), 1037 nucleotides long. Its product is annotated as caffeoyl-CoA O-methyltransferase 1. Bases 88 to 873 code for a protein of 261 amino acids. Lineage: Eukaryota; Viridiplantae; Streptophyta; Magnoliopsida; Asterales; Asteraceae. The transcript is spliced from 5 exons. The record is from RefSeq and is a predicted model, not a curated record. Gene Ontology annotation, molecular function: S-adenosylmethionine-dependent methyltransferase activity; O-methyltransferase activity.